Jatropha curcas is the source of this 1267-nucleotide messenger RNA. RefSeq lists its product as uncharacterized. The record is from RefSeq and is a predicted model, not a curated record. Gene Ontology annotation, molecular function: channel activity. NCBI's taxonomy places the organism in Eukaryota, Viridiplantae, Streptophyta, Magnoliopsida, Malpighiales, Euphorbiaceae. Gene Ontology annotation, biological process: transmembrane transport. Gene Ontology annotation, cellular component: membrane.
GAGUUGAAGGAUUGAAGUGAUGUAUGGUCUAUGGUGAGUUGAUAUUAUUUCCCAACUGUCUAUCCGCCAAUAAUAAUUUUGAUAUGUGUAUAAAACCAUACGUGUGUCUGCAAAUAUAGAGACUUACCAAGGAAACCAAUAUUGGAGAAGAGAAGAGAAGAUAUGGCAGAAAACUUAAGAUUUGUUGAGGAUGAAGAAAAUGAGCAUGGAGGAACCAAAAUCCAACCCUUGGCCUCUACACCAAUGCCGAAUCUGGACAAAACUGAGGGAGGGAAGAAGCAAAGCCCUACUAAUAUGAACAAGGUUUUGGGUUUGGAAGAGCUUUCUUCUUCAAAUGUAUGGAGAGCAUCUUUGGCUGAGCUUCUUGGCACCGCAGCUCUUGUCUUUGCAAUGGACACUAUAGUAAUUUCCACCUAUGAAACUGAAACAAAAACACCAAACCUCAUUAUGUCAGCCCUAAUUGCCAUUACUGUCACAAUCCUCCUCAUUGCCACGUCCCCCAUCUCCCAUGGCCAUAUCAAUCCAGUUAUCACCUUCGCAGCAUUGUUUACGGGCCGGGUUUCUCUUUCACGGGCCGCAGUAUACAUCUUGGCCCAAUGUCUAGGAGCCAUUUUAGGUGCGUUAGCACUAAAAGCUGUACUAAACAGCACUGUGGAGGAAACAUUUUCACUUGGAGGUUGCACACUCAGUAUUGUUGCACCAGGCCCACAUGGGCCCAUUUUGAUUGGGCUCGAGACAGACCGAGCUCUUUGGUUGGAAAUAAUUUGUACGUUUUUUUUCUUAUUUUCUUCGAUCUGGUUGGCAUUUGACAAACGCCAAUCCACCCCCUUGGGCCGGGUUAUUGUUUGUUGUAUAAUUGGGCUGGUAGUGGGCCUUCUCGUGUUCAUAUCGACGACAGUGACAGCUCAGAAAGGGUAUGCUGGGGUUGGGAUGAACCCAGCAAGGUGUCUAGGCCCAGCACUUAUUAGAGGUGGUCAUCUAUGGAGUGGGCAUUGGGUAUUUUGGGUUGGGCCUAUUAUUUCUUGUAUAGCAUUUGGGGUUUACGUCAAGAUAAUUCCAGUUGCCAAUGCCUGACGUAUAAAAAUGGCGUCAGGAAGUAGCAUAGUAUCCUUAUGCAUGAGGUUGUAAAAAAAAUAAUGUUCAAUUAGGCUUUGUUUAUGGUCUUAAAAUUGUUGGAAUUUCCAUCAAAUGUACUAAUUUAUAUCCUUAAUUGUGUUCAUAGUGAAAAUUUUAUAAUGUCAUAAUAUUGGAAAAUUUUCUUCUGCAA